UCUUCCGUUUUUCAACAGGAUUUGUUGAGCGAAAAGGAAAGGUGGAGAGAGAAAAACUGAAAUAACCCCUUUCUCUCUCAUCGGUUAUAUUGCGUUUUUUUUUUUGGUUGGUUUAGUUUUGGCGCACACACUUUGCAAGAAAACUACACCCAACAACCAUUGAUAGCCUCUCCUUGCAGCAUACUUCCCUAAUUUACUUUUUCUCCAUCUUCGAGCAAUUUGUCUCCCCUUUAAUUCAAGUUUUCGGGGUUUAUUUUUUGUGCUUUGAUCGAGGUCGAGAACAUGCCCAUUCUUGAUCCCGAUUUGCAUUCUGUUUCUCGGGAUUAUCAAAGUUGGUGUAGAAUUAAGGGAAAUAGGAGGUUUUGUUGUGGUUGUUCGAGUAAAGACGAUGUAUAUUGAGGAAUUGAAAGAGGGGGAUUCUGAGUGCGUUGAGCAGCAAGUUUGUGAUGAUCUUUGUAAAGGUGCUUUAGUCGUUUGGGACCCGAAAAGGCUCUUGGUCGGGGCCGGGGCUCGGGCUCUUUUCUAUCCCACAUUGCUGUAUAAUGUUCUCAGGAAUAAGAUUCAGUCCGAGUUCCGAUGGUGGGAUAGGGUUGAUGAGUAUGUUUUGCUAGGAGCUGUUCCAUUUCCAACUGACGUGCCACGCUUGAAAGCUCUUGGCGUAGGUGGGGUUGUUACUUUAAACGAACCAUAUGAGACUUUAGUUCCGAGUUCGCUAUAUCAUGAUCACGGCAUUGAGCACUUGUUGAUUCCCACAAGAGAUUACCUUUUUGCUCCAUCGCAAGGGGAUAUAUGCCAAGCUGUAGAAUUUAUCCAUGCCAAUGCACUUUGUGGCAAAACUACAUAUGUUCACUGUAAGGCCGGACGAGGACGCAGCACUACAAUUGUUCUCUGUUACCUUGUCAAACACAAGCAAAUGACACCAGGAGCUGCAUAUGAGUAUGUGAGAUCUAUCAGGCCAAGGGUCUUGUUGGCCUCCUCCCAGCGCCAGGCUGUUGAGGAUUAUUACUAUGAGUUGAAUAAGUACGCGGUUAAUUCGCGGAUGACAACUUUGAGCUUACCUGAGAGAGCUGAAGUGGAAGAGUUUGACGAUAACUCAUUGGUGUUGAUUACUGAAUCGGACCUUGAUGGAUACGAGGAGAACCUAGAAUCGGAGGAAGCAGGGGAGAACGAAGUAAACCUUGCUUACAGGGUGCAGUUUGUUAGUCAAGCGGCUAUAUCGAGGCUAUCGUGCCUGUGGGUUCGUUGCCAAACAGGGCAGAAAGUGUCGAGGAAGAGCUCGGUGAGGAGUAUGGGGGUGGACAUACAUGUUUAUUGAUGGGGAGUUGAGGGUGAGGGAAUAAAGACGGGGUUGCUUUUUUCUGAGUGGUUGAUGACUACAAUUGCCAAACAAGAGCUGCCGGAUUUGGUAAGUGUACAGUCACAGAGAUGGUGGUGGUGACGACCUUUUAUUUUGUCAUGUAAAGUGGAGUUGAGUUGAGUUGACUUACCUUUGCCUAUGUACAACACUCUGCUCUUCUAAUAUCAUCCCAAAUUACAAUAUUUCUUGAA
Messenger RNA from Salvia miltiorrhiza (redroot sage), 1548 nucleotides. RefSeq names its product phosphatidylglycerophosphate phosphatase PTPMT2-like. Gene Ontology annotation, biological process: protein dephosphorylation. The record is from RefSeq and is a predicted model, not a curated record. Gene Ontology annotation, molecular function: phosphatidylinositol-4,5-bisphosphate 5-phosphatase activity; protein tyrosine/serine/threonine phosphatase activity. The transcript is spliced from 7 exons. Bases 389 to 1315 code for a protein of 308 amino acids. Lineage: Eukaryota; Viridiplantae; Streptophyta; Magnoliopsida; Lamiales; Lamiaceae.